Doryrhamphus excisus (bluestripe pipefish) is the source of this 1892-nucleotide messenger RNA. It is a transcript of the gene phkg2, whose product is annotated as phosphorylase kinase, gamma 2 (testis). Gene Ontology annotation, cellular component: phosphorylase kinase complex. Gene Ontology annotation, molecular function: phosphorylase kinase activity; ATP binding; calmodulin binding. NCBI's taxonomy places the organism in Eukaryota, Metazoa, Chordata, Actinopteri, Syngnathiformes, Syngnathidae. The record is from RefSeq and is a predicted model, not a curated record. Gene Ontology annotation, biological process: glycogen metabolic process; protein phosphorylation.
GGCGAUAGUCAUGCACUUGGCAAAAAUACACCGGAUCAGUUGAAGGAAAUGUGGACAAAAUGUUAAUACUUAGAAAAUGUCAUUUUGGCUAACUCGCUUUGGUGAUCUUUACUGAAGGAUGCGCUGUAAUGGCUUUGCUUUAGCGACCCGGCUGACUUUGUUGAAUCGCACCGCAGCACCUUCCUGGCUGCCUUGUCUCCCUCGCGGUUGUUGUUGACGUUCCCAGCGGAUACAUAGUCCCAGUCCAUCAUCAUGACCAAGGACAUUGUGCUUGGAGAUGAAUUACCAGACUGGGUGGGUGCUAAGGAGUUUUACCAGAAGUAUGACCCGAAAGAGGUGAUUGGCAGGGGUGUGAGCAGCGUGGUACGCAGGUGUGUGCACAGACACACGGGACAGGAGUUGGCCGUCAAGAUCAUUGAGAUCACAGCAGAGAAGAUGACCAUCCAGCAGCUGGAGGAAGUGAAGACAUCCACGCUGAAGGAGAUCCAAGUCCUCAACAUGGUGAAGGGCCACUCCUCAAUCAUUACACUUGUUGACUCAUACGAGUCUGCAACCUUCAUCUUCCUGGUGUUUGAUCUCAUGAGGCGAGGGGAGCUGUUUGACUACCUCACAGAAAAAGUUACACUGAGCGAGAAGGAAACAAGGAGCAUGAUGCGAGCUCUUCUACAAGCAGUACAGUACCUCCAUUCUCGCCACAUCGUCCACCGCGACUUGAAACCUGAGAACAUUCUGCUGGAUGACCAGGGCCACAUCAAAUUGUCCGACUUCGGGUUCUCGGUGCAGCUGCAGCCUGGGGAGAAGCUACGAGAGCUUUGUGGAACCCCGGGAUAUUUGGCCCCCGAAAUACUCAAGUGCUCCAUGGAUGAAAUGCACCCAGGCUACGGAAAAGAGGUUGAUCUGUGGGCGUGCGGCGUGAUCCUUUUCACCUUGCUGGCCGGCUCGCCGCCAUUCUGGCACCGCAAACAGAUGCUGAUGCUGAGGAUGAUCACGGAAGGUCGAUACAAGUUCAGCUCGCCCGAAUGGGAUGACCGGUCCGACACUGUGAAGGAUCUGAUCUCCAAGCUGCUGGUGGUCGACCCCGCUGUGCGUCUCAACGCAGAGCAAGCCUUAGCACAUCCUUUCUUCAGGCAGUACCAGAAGGAUCAGGUGCGGCGCUUCAGCCCCAGAAGGACAUUCAAGGUGCUGAUUGUCACCGUGCUGGCUUGCAUCAAAAUGUACAGUCGCUACCGCAGGGCUCGACCUCUGACCCGUGAUAUCUUGGCCAGAGAUCCCUACUCCCUCCGUGGCGUUCGCAAGCUCAUUGACGGCUGUGCCUUCCGCAUUUACGGGCACUGGGUGAAGAAAGGGGAGCAGCAGAACCGAGCGGCGCUCUUCCAGAACACGGCUAAGAUCAUGUUGCUGGAGCUGGAGGACUUUGAAACAUAAACCUCAUUCUUCUUCAAAUGUGUUUUAAUGUAUAUGUAAUAUAUGGUUGUGUUGUUGCUGUUUAAUUUUAAGAGUUGGGGAAUUGAUGCCUUACUGCAUGGUAUCUUUAAGAAGAGCACGCACAUCUUAAUAAUAAUAAUCCUGUUUGAAGCUCUUCGUGUUAAGUUUGCAUUACAGGGGAUGUUGCAAUACAUCCGAUAUUACAUUUGUUUAUUUGGGAUCCUAACACUUGACAAUGUGAUUAAUUAUUUUACAUAUUAUCAAAAAAUGUGAUUUAUAUUUAGAUGCUAUAGUUGUAUGACUCUGUACUGGACUAACUCGAUGCAUGUUUUUGGGCAUAAAUCUCAUUCCACUUCCAACUUAUUCCCAGCAGCUUUUGUUGAUGAUAAACAAGCACUUGAGUUUGAAGUACUUGUCAGCAGACAAAAAUAAUAUUUUAUAUUUUUAUACAAAGAAUAUUUGCCUCU